Pseudocercospora fijiensis CIRAD86 is the source of this 1110-nucleotide messenger RNA. RefSeq lists its product as uncharacterized. Lineage: Eukaryota; Fungi; Ascomycota; Dothideomycetes; Mycosphaerellales; Mycosphaerellaceae. Bases 1 to 1110 code for a protein of 369 amino acids. The transcript is spliced from 2 exons. Gene Ontology annotation, biological process: tRNA wobble uridine modification. The record is from RefSeq and is a predicted model, not a curated record. Gene Ontology annotation, cellular component: transcription elongation factor complex; elongator holoenzyme complex; cytoplasm.
AUGGCGUUCAGAAAGCGCAACAUCUCAAUCGGCCGUUCGCCGAACUCUACAUCAACCGAAUCACCUGCGGCCAAUGUUCCUGGAGUGCGCCCGUCGCCUCUGACAUCGCAUUCGGUCACUUCUACUGGCACUGCAUCGCUAGAUGGUUUGCUUGGUGGUCACUCUGGCCUUGCGCUAGGGAACAGCCUCCUGAUCGAAGAAAGCGGAACCACAGACUUCGCAGGAGCACUUCUCAAGUACUAUGCGGCUGAGGGCAUAUGCCAGGGCCACGUCCUGCAUGUUGUUGGCCUGGGUGAAGGUUGGGUGCGGGAAUUACCCGGCAAGGCGGAAGAGAAGAGCAAGGACAACCUUGCCAGAUCAGCAGCCGACGAAGAGAAGAUGAAAAUUGCUUGGAGAUACGAGCGAUUUGGCCAAGCUGGGGAAAGAGGUGCCAGUUCUGCUACGUCAGAGAUUCCUUUCAAUCACACAUUUGACCUGAGCAAGCGUCUUGCAACACUGGCAGACGCAAGAGUCAAUCACAUUCCAAUAUCUCCUUCUUUCACUUUCGAUGUGAUUAUCCAGUCUGUCCUGCGCAAUCUCAAUACUUCGCCGGAUGCAGCGAUCCAUCGGCUGGUAGUCCCAUCUAUCCUGAGCCCAGCCAUGUAUCCGCCGACUUUGAGCAGGCCAGAAGCACUUCUUGGCUUCUUCCGGGCUUUGCGGUCUCUACUUCGACAGUUCCCAAGCAGAUUGACUGCGAUGGUCACAUUGCCUCUGGAACUUUAUCCGAGAGCAUCUGGUAUGGUUCGGUGGGCAGAGAUUCUCAGCGAUGGUGUCAUUGAGCUCACACCAUUCCCACACCUCAUGGAUGCUUCAAACAGCCUAGCAGAAAGCGGCGGCGCACGCGGGAAUGAGGAGCAGCCGCAAGGUCUGGUACGAUUUCAUAAGCUUCCGGUCAACUCUGAGCGCGGUGAGGGAGGAGCAGGUGCUGGAAACAGCAUAGGCGAAGAUCUAGCGUUCACGGUUAGCAGACGGAAGUUCGUCAUUAAGCCCUUCUCCUUGCCACCUUUAGAGGGAGAUCAAGAGGCGCAGAAGGACGCCGGGAGGGUCACUGCGAAGGAUGUGGAAUUUUGA